UUGAAAGUCUUGACCACCUCUUGAACUUACAACAUCUAGAUCUGUCAUCAAAUCGCAUACAUUGGAUUGAAGGGUUAAGUUGCCUUGCAAACCUGCAUACCUUAAAUUUGGCUUGCAACUUGAUAACCAAAGUUGAAGAUAUCAGUGCUGUCUCUCAUACUGUUCUGAAUGGCUUCUCAAGACCCUCAGACAAAAGAAUUAAUAGUGCAGAUUCCCGCUUCCCAGAGCUUCUCCAAUGGAAAUGUCUAGACUAGUGUUUUGAAGAUAUGUUGACUGUACCUCACAGAAUUCCCUCAUCAUACUGGCUAGGGAAUUCCGAGAAUUGAAGUCCAUUUGUCUUCAAGUUGACAAGGUUGAGAAACACUGGUCUAGUACAAUACGUAAUACUACUUGUCGAAAAGCUGGAUCAAGCCUGUUUGAACUUUCCAAAGCUUGAAGAUUUAUUUGAAAAUGAAUUCAUUAGGAAAACCAUUUUUAAAGUAUUAGCUGGAAUUUAUAUUUCUGAAACUUGAGAAAUGGGCUGGAAAAUCUAUAUAAUUUAACUAAACUGAAUUUAUCUUACAACCGUAUAGAUGACCUUUCAGGUAAGAGAUUUUCGGUUCAAUCCUGUGAACAUCUACUCAAACCUAAAUGUUACUAACUUUGAAGGAACUUAUUUGGAAAUACCUAUGUGCAGAGCCUAUCACAGUGAUAGUCAUUGGCUUCAAAAUGUUAGGCACAGCCAAUUGAUGAAAGCCCUACCUUUUUUUAUGUGCAUGCAAUGCAUUUGAGGCAUAAUUUAAAGAGAGUAGGAUUAGGAUUACUGGAUGCAUGCACCAUUUUGAGGCCAAAGAUGCUGACACCCCUGAAUAUGUUUGUGCCACUGCGGUUUUGGAGGUUAUUAGAACUGUUAGAAAUAAAGGCAGUUUAUCAGCAGCACUAGCUCAAUACAUUCUAGUGUCUAUAGCUAUCAGCUUAUAAGGUAUUCCAGCAAGAAACACACCAAGAUGUACUAGCUCUAUUUUAUUGUAAGGUAACAUUAACAGAAUCUUGCAAGUCUGAAAGUACAUUUCUCGUCCGUUGCCUUUACAGUCCAAGAAAUUAGGAAGGGUCCCUUCUACGUUGCUUGCCAUAUCCACACUCCUUCUGACUGUUGCCCUGGCUGUGUCUCGUCCUGUCCCAAAACCAUUCCCACAUAUUUUUACAAUGGCUGAAAAUCCAAAUGGUGCCUGCUCUGUGAUGAUCUCAUAACAUAUUGACAAAUUGUCAUUCUUGGUUCCUAAAUCAAUGCCCUCUUUGAAUUAGUCUCUCUCCCCCCUAUUCCUUGGUUUGGCAAAAUCUGCUUUGCAAUCAUAAUUGUUCUGUGGAGAUAUGCACAAGCCUUUUCCCAAAAAAUAAAUAAAUAAAUUUGGAAUACUUUACAAAAGUAGAAGAACUUUUUUCCUAUUUUAAUUAAACUGUGCAUAGACAGAUGGUUUUUUGACAUUUCAUCGUUUAUUAUUGACUUUAUUUUUUAUAGGACUUCUACAUCUUCGAGGACCCAACUAUAAAAUUAAUCAUAUUGAACUUCACGGCAACUGUGUAAAUAACAUUAACCAUUUACUUCAAUGCCUUAGUGGAUUGCAAUACUUGACUAAUCUUACUUUGGAGAAAAAUGGAAAAAGUAACCCAGUGUGUGCCAAAAUAGGCUACAGAGAGAUUCUCCUUCAGGCUUUACCUCAGCUAUCCAUCUUGGAUGGGAAGAAUAUAUUUGGUGAACCGGUCAGCUUAAUGGAACCAAACUCAUCUGAUUUGAAGUGCUUGGAAGAUCUCUUAAGCUGUUUAGUUUCAUCCAGUUGUACAGAUGAAGAAGAGACUUAUGUUAAUUUGCCAAUAAUAACACCACGUAUUGAUCAAGUAUUAGCCCAGUUUCGCCAGAGGGCAAAGAUGUCAGCUUGGACUACCACUAGUUCUUCCACUGAAAUAAUGUCAUCUUCUGAGCCAGAAAAAAAUAAAUUUGAUAAUGACUCAAGGAUAAAAAAACUAGAAGAACAGAUAUCUCACCUCCUGCAAAAGGUUACUAAUUUUUCAAAAGCUGAUGUGACUGUCAAAGCCAAAAAAGAAACUGAUUUUGCCUCAGAAAGUGGUAGUGAAAGUGGAAAAGAGAAUAGAAAAACAAUUAAAAGGAGCAAGUUGCCUAAUUAUCGGAAAAGCACUUUAUCAACCAAGUUCCAUUCUCAAAGGGGCAAACUGUCAGCCAGAGAACAAGAGAAACAUUUCAUCAAGUCUAAGUUUCAAGAAUCCCACAUCAAAGAGGGAGAAAAUUCAAGCCCAGCUUCCGAAAUCGCAAGCUUGAAGAAAUUGGGUGGGCAGAAAAGUCAAAUGAAAAAAUUAAAAAAUGUGGAUACUGGUAUUCAAGAAGAAUUCACUUACAGGGCACUGAUUCAAGAAUUAGAUCAGGAGAGAGAGAAGCGAUGGAAAGCUGAACAAACUGAAAAGAAACUGAGUGAAAGCAUCAAGCACCUGCAGAAUCAGGCCAAAGAAGAAAAAGAUAUUCAAAGUUUAGCUGUUUACACUACAGAUAGGUUAAAGGAACUGAUUCUGAGAGAACGAAGUGCAAAGAGAAGACUUCAGACUGAUAUUCAGCAACUGAAAGAAGAAGCUGAAAAACUUGGUAAGGAGCUAGAGCGGUCCAAGCACAAAGAAAAGGAUCAACAAAAGACACUACAGACUUUAGAAGAAGCUCUCUCCAUGCUGGAGUCACAAAAAGCACAGCAGCAAGCUUCAGAGAUGAAAAGGAUUCAAAGUGUAGAACUUAAAGCAUCAGCAGCCGAGAGAGAAGUACAGUUACUUCGAAUAUCUCUACAGCAACAAAAAGAAAAGGUGGAACAAGUCCACGAACUCCUAAUGCUAAGAGAGCAGGAACACAGAAAAGAACUGGAAACCAGAGUUACAUUAAAUGGCUCAGAAUUUCAAGAAGCUCUGUCAAAAGAAGUAGCUAGAGAAGAACAGAGACAUAACGAUCAUAUUAAAGAACUACAGGAAAAACAUCAUCUAUUAAACCAGAAAUAUAAGGAUCUAGAGGAUGAGUUCCGUGUAGCCUUAACUAUAGAAGCCAAAAGAUUUUCAGAGGUUAAAGAAGGGUUUAAUAGACUCACUGCUGAGCUGGCAGAGCAUAAACAAGUUCUUCUCCAUUCUCAGCAAAAGGAAAAGCAAUCUUCUAAUUUGAUCCAUGAGCUGACAUCUGUGGUGAAAGAACAAAAAGAUAAAAUCACAGAAUUAAUCAGAUCAAAGCAAGACAUAGUGUACAACUUGAAAAGUCGGAUACAAACUCUUGAAAAUAUGGUAGAGGAAGACCAACAAAAGACAAUUCAACUUGAGCUUCUUAAGCAGGAAAAAUCAAAACUUAUCUCCCAACUAACAGCUCAGGAGUCUGUAAUUGAUGGAUUAAAAGCAGAAAGAAAAAUAUGGGGAGAGGAGCUGGCACAGCAAGGAGCUUCCCUUGCUCAAGAUCGCGGAAAAUUGGAAGCCAAAAUAGAAGUUCUAACUAGUGAGACUGAAACUUUGAAAAAACAAAACGAAUCUCUCAAUGAUGUUUUGCAGAUUAAGUCUAAAAUUGUGGAAGAUCAAACCGAAACCAUUAGAAAGCUGAAAGAAGCCUCACAGAACCGAGAUGAGCAAAUAAGAAAGCUUCAUGAAGACAAUAUUGAAACACAGAAGAGACUUCAAGUACAACUACAGGAAAAAGAUGCACAGUUAGAUAAUUUAUUGGAAAAAUUAGAAAGGCAAAAUGAGAGAAAAGAGGAACUUAAACAUCAAUUGCAAGAAAAGGAUGCUGAGCUGAAUGAUAUCAAGGAAUCCUAUAGUGUGAUGAAUAAAAAAUGGCAAGAUAAAGGUGGAUUGCUGAGCAAGUUGGAAGCACAAGUUAAACAAAUGAAAGAAAACUUUGAUAUCAGGGAGCAGCAGUUGAGAGAGGAAAGAGAUAAAAGUCUUCAAGCUCAGAAGAUUAUGAUAGAAAAACUUCAUUCUAUGGAUGAUGCUUUCCGAAGACAGCAUGAAUCAACCAUUGCAGCACAUCAAGCAGAACUGCUACAACUAGCAAAUGAAAAGCAGAAACAAAUUGCAGCAGCCAAUGAAAAGGUUUACCAGGUUGAAGAAGAAAUGCGUCAGUUACUACAAGAAACUGCAAAGAAUAAAAAGGCUAUGGAAGAGAAAAUAAAAUGGCUAACAGUUGCUUUGAGUGAUAUUCAGCAAGGACUCUGAGAUACAUCUAUAGCACACUUGGCAUUUGUAACCAUCAUUACGGAUUGUUUGAUGAUAGGAAAUGCUGCCUGUUGCCAUAAGUUAUAUUUGUACUUUAUGUAAAUAUUUUCAGAAUAAAAGUUUCCUUUUGUUAAACUAU
Molecule: messenger RNA, 4360 nt
Organism: Crotalus tigris (Tiger rattlesnake)
Lineage: Eukaryota; Metazoa; Chordata; Lepidosauria; Squamata; Viperidae
Gene: LRRCC1
Product: leucine rich repeat and coiled-coil centrosomal protein 1
Exons: 18
Coding region: 1750-4221 (823 amino acids)
Cellular component (GO): cytoplasm; centrosome
Molecular function (GO): protein binding
Source: RefSeq, a predicted model, not a curated record